Molecule: messenger RNA, 5962 nt
Organism: Acinonyx jubatus (cheetah)
Lineage: Eukaryota; Metazoa; Chordata; Mammalia; Carnivora; Felidae
Gene: RANBP10
Product: RAN binding protein 10
Exons: 15
Coding region: 284-2395 (703 amino acids)
Biological process (GO): cell surface receptor signaling pathway; cytoskeleton organization
Cellular component (GO): cytoplasm
Molecular function (GO): protein binding
Source: RefSeq, a predicted model, not a curated record
GUUAGCAAAGGUGGACUCGGACCCGGGAGCAGGGUUCCCUCAGUCAAUCACUACAGCGGACUUGACCCUAGCUAUCACAACUGAGGCGAGGGGAUAAACAGAGGCAGUGGGGGAGAGAGGGAAACUGAGGGCCUGGAGCUACGUUGCCAGCGGGAAUUGUAGUUUUUGGUUUCUUGACGUCUCUGCCGGGCAGGCUUAUGACUGAGCAGAUUUGUACUACAUCUCCCUAAGUUCUUUACGAUCCCGGGUUGGCCCGCCUCUGGAGAGCUCUGCAUUGUGGGAUAUGGAGUCCGAAAUGUGGCGAGGCGUGGCAGUGUCCAAAGAGAGAUGCCAGACUCGGACUCGGUUUCCCUGCGACCUCAGUAGGCUCGCGGGCCAUUGGCUGAGCGGGGAGGAUCUUGUCCCGCUCCUCCCCGCCCCCAGUGACACAAUAGCAGCUCCCUCCAAGAUGGCGGCGGCGACGGCUGACCCGGGAGCUGGGAGCCCGCAGGCUGGAGAUUCCUCUGGCGGGGGCGCUGGGGGCGGGCUGCCGUCCCCAGGGGAGCAGGAGCUGAGUCGGCGCCUGCAGCGCCUGUACCCCGCGGUCAACCAGCACGAAACGCCGCUGCCGCGCUCCUGGAGCCCCAAGGACAAGUACAACUACAUCGGCCUCUCCCAGGGCAACCUCCGCGUCCACUACAAAGGUCAUGGCAAAAAUCACAAAGAUGCUGCCUCAGUGCGUGCCACGCACCCCAUACCUGCUGCCUGUGGCAUUUAUUACUUUGAGGUGAAGAUUGUCAGCAAAGGAAGAGAUGGGUACAUGGGAAUAGGACUCUCAGCUCAAGGCGUCAACAUGAACAGACUUCCUGGGAAGAAGGAAGUACGAAGUCUGAAGUGCCUAGGAUUCACCAUGGAACUGGUAUUAGAAAUGGAGAGGGAAGAGAAAUUUGAGGGUUGGGAUAAACAUUCCUAUGGUUACCACGGCGAUGAUGGGCAUUCGUUCUGCUCCUCUGGGACUGGCCAGCCCUACGGUCCCACAUUCACCACAGGAGACGUGAUUGGCUGCUGUGUCAACCUCAUCAACAGCACCUGCUUCUACACCAAGAAUGGCCACAGCCUUGGUAUAGCCUUCACAGACCUCCCGGCCAACCUCUACCCCACCGUAGGCCUGCAGACACCUGGGGAGAUUGUGGACGCCAACUUUGGGCAGCAGCCCUUCCUGUUUGACAUUGAGGACUACAUGCGGGAGUGGCGUGCCAAGGUCCAAGGCACUGUCCAUUGCUUCCCCAUCAGUGCCCGGCUUGGAGAGUGGCAGGCAGUGCUGCAGAACAUGGUCUCAUCUUACCUGGUGCAUCAUGGGUAUUGUGCCACGGCCACAGCUUUUGCCCGAAUGACUGAAACCCCGAUUCAGGAAGAACAAGCAUCCAUAAAGAACAGACAAAAGAUCCAGAAGCUGGUGCUGGAGGGCCGUGUGGGUGAGGCCAUUGAGACCACACAACGCUUCUAUCCAGGACUGCUGGAGCAUAACCCUAACCUGCUCUUCAUGCUCAAGUGCCGACAAUUUGUGGAGAUGGUGAAUGGGACUGACAGUGAGGUCCGCAGCUUGAGCUCCCGAAGCCCCAAGUCCCAGGACAGCUACCCUGGCUCCCCCAGCCUCAGCCCCCGACACGGCCCUAGUAGUUCCCACAUGCACAACACAGGAGCAGACAGUCCCAGCUGCAGCAAUGGCGUCGCAUCUACGAAGAGCAAACAGAACCACAGUAAAUACCCUGCACCCAGCUCCUCCUCCUCCUCCUCAUCCUCCUCGUCCUCCUCAUCCCCAUCCUCCGUCAAUUACUCCGAGUCCAACUCAACAGAUUCCACCAAGUCCCAGCCCCACAGCAGCACCAGUAACCAGGAGACCAGUGACAGUGAGAUGGAGAUGGAAGCAGAGCAUUACCCCAAUGGUGUGCUGGAGAGUGUGUCCACACACAUUGUCAAUGGCGCCUACAAGCAUGAGGACCUGCAGACAGAUGAGUCCAGCAUGGAUGAUGGGCAUCCUCGGCGGCAGCUCUGUGGGGGCAACCAGGCUGCCACAGAAAGGAUUAUCCUGUUUGGUCGCGAGUUGCAAGCACUGAGUGAGCAGCUGGGCCGGGAGUAUGGCAAGAAUUUGGCCCACACGGAGAUGCUGCAGGAUGCAUUUAGCCUGCUGGCAUACUCAGAUCCCUGGAGCUGCCCAGUUGGCCAGCAGCUUGACCCCAUCCAGAGGGAGCCUGUGUGUGCUGCCCUCAACAGCGCCAUUUUAGAGUCUCAGAACCUGCCAAAGCAGCCCCCUCUGAUGCUCGCCCUGGGUCAGGCAUCUGAAUGUCUACGGCUCAUGGCCAGAGCGGGCCUGGGAUCUUGCUCCUUUGCCAGAGUCGACGACUACUUGCACUAGCUGACCACGCUGGCUGGCCCCACCUGGCCCUUCCUCAGCCCCAGGGCUGGAGCAGCCCUGCCCUCCAUAGGCAUCUGGCGCAGGGACCUGGAAGCCAUGGGCAGAGUCCAUUCCUCCUGCCUGGCCUCCCCAACUCCGUUUUCUUUUCUUUUCUUUUCUUUUCUUUUCUUUUCUUUUCUUUUCUUUUCUUUUCUUUUCUUUUCUUUUCUUUUCUCUUCUUUUCUCUUCUUUUCUCUUCUCUUCUCUUUUCUCUUCUCUUUUUUCUCUUCUCUUUUCUCUUCUCUUCUCUUUUCUCUUCUCUUCUCUUUUCUCUUCUUGUUUUCUCUUCUCUUUCAUUUCUUCUCUUUCUUCUCUUCCCUUUCUUCCUUCCUCCCUUCCCGCCCCCCCCCCCCCCCGCCAGCCCUCAGUCUCUGUCUUCGCGUGCAGCGGCCUCUGACACAGUAUUGGCUGGUUACUCUCAUGUAGCGCCUUCUAGUUUGAAAGGGGGGUUUUGUUUUGAGGAGGGGUUGGGGUUUUUUAAAUCUUUUUGUUUUUUUCCUCCUGACUGAGCCACCAGUAUUUAUCUCUGGAGAGCUUGUGCUGAGCUGGUUUCUGCUCAUUUAGUGAUGAAGCCUAUCCAAGUUGGUGAUAGCUUACUAUUUUCAUAAGUAAAAAAAAAAAAAAAUGAGAUUAUAUAUAUAAAUAUAUAUAUUAAAAAAAGACACAGUAUUUAUCGUAGUGUUAGUGAUCCAGCACCUCUUGGGUGAGGCUGUCCGGACACCAUAUGUUUUUAUUUGAGACCAACUCAUUAAAAAAGAAUCAUCUCUGUCACCUCAGCCAAGUGAUUUGUUUAUUUCAGGCUUCCCCUUUGUUGAGCCACAGGCCCAGCUGCAGCUCCUGGAAGCCCAGUAGGCUUUGGGGGGCCACUUAGUGGGCAGGUUUGCAGCAUCUGAAAGGUGUGGGUCCCUAGGCCCCUGAGAGUUGGGCUGGGUGGACAACUAUAGGGCUGAGGCUUCAGAGAAGGAAUGAGUUGGUUGGCCAGGGCUACACAGCAAAGCAAGGGAGUAGAGGGUCCUUGGCCAGCACGCUAUCUACCGUUCCACCCUGCCUCUCACUGCCUACCUUGCCCCUCCCUUUCUCCCCCCACUCAGCAUCCUGUUUUCCCUUGUUAAGAUGGCCAAAUAAUUCAUUUACUCUAAAUUGAUUGCCUGGAAACUACCUGCCUUUGACUCGAGUGCUGCUGUGUGUCAGGCUGCGGGGAGGAUGUCUCCAUUCCAGGACAGAGGCCCUUGAGUACAGGGACUGCCUUCUUUCUGCCUGGAUCUUCACCAUCUCUGCACAGCUCUGAUGGAAUCCAUGCUUUCUGUUGUGAAGCUAGGACCUUGUGGAGGCAGAUACUUGGGCCACCAGUUGCUGGAGUGGAUGGAACUCUUGACCUACUAAGCCAGGCUUCACUGCAGCUGUGCCAGGCAGCUCCCUGCAGCUUGGUCCCAGCCACUCUUAGAAAAGACUAUUAUGAGUAUUUGUUGGCCAGAGGAAGGGACCUCAUGGGCUCUACAAAUGUCCCACCAGCCGUUUCAGAUGGAUCUUCACAGCUGGUGGUGUAGAAACAGUCCCGGUACUGCCAUCAGGGAAUCAGGAGAGGAAGGGCUGAGAUGACUGUUGGGACUUGAGCAAGCCAUCAGUGGAGAGGACUGACUGCCUAGGAGGAAGAAAAGGAGGAGGCCUACCCAGAGGAGCACCAAGAGGGGCUGGGCUUUCCCUACCUGCUUCAUAGUGAGAGGGAGUGCACAGGUAGCCCUUGCCAAGGGGCAAGGCCAGAAAUUGAACUUUGAGUCCCUGCCUGGGAAAAGGCUAGAUAAACUCCUGCUCUCUGGCAGCAGACAUAGGGAUGGUUGGUACAGCCUGAGAUUCAUUGCCUGUCACGCCCAUAGCUGGACAAGAAAUGUGACUCAGUUGGACCAACUACUCGUGAUGGGGGUAAGGGCCCUGACCCUGUGCUUUCCCCGAAUUCUGCCUUGGGGCAUGAUCCUAUAAGCUGCUGCUUUUUCUUGGUCCCCACCUGGGCCUUGGCUGGCACCCCACAGACCAUGGCCUGUUGGAGAGGUGUUGUCAUGUCUGUAAAGGAAAACUCAUCCUGUGCGAGGCUGGGGAUGGCUAGCUCCCAAAUGCAGAGGUUAAAAACAUCAAGGUGUUAAAAUGAUCAGAGCUGAGCAGGAUUGGGCAUUAAAACCAGAGGCUUUUUUUAGCUGGAAUGGGGUUCAGAGACCAUCUACUCCACCAGUCCUCUCGUUUAAUAAGGAAACAGGCCUGGGAGAUUAAAUGACUUAGCCAAAGUCACAGAGCAGGUUAGUGGCAGAGCUGGGACUAACCUCAUCCCCAUGGGCUGUACGACACUGUUUAGUCUUGAAGCCAAAUGGUGAGUGAAAGGCUUAGGCUGGUGAGGCCCCCAGCAGUGUCUAAGCAGCUGGUAUCUUCAGGGGUGUGUCAGGGAUGGGGAUGGGUGGCUGGGCUUGAAUUGUGGAGCAGCUGAGAGAGGGCCCAAGAGGGCCCGGGACAGCUGUGUGCUGCUUGGGGUUGAGUGUCCACCUGGCUCGCGCUCAGUUCCCAUGGCCAUCUCCCCAUUUUCUGUGCCUUAUCUCUCUGUUUCAGCUGAGUCCAAGUUGUUUACUCUGUUCCUCUCCAGAGGGGCUCUCUGUCCCAAUUGGACAGCUUACCUUUGGGACAUAAGCCUUUGCCCCACAAGCCAUGGAGAGGAUCAAAACCAAGCUGCUUGAGUCCACUAUCUUGCUGAUAGUCCAGGGCUGCCUGCCAGCCAGAGGAGCCCCUUAUGCACACCCAGUCCUACCAGCCUGUUGUCUGGGAGCCAACAGUGGGGAAGGCACCUGGGAGGAGCCCCAGUGAAGGGCUGGACCUGACCCAAGAGGACAGGAAGAAGACCUGGCUCUGUUGGGUCAUCCAGCCCUGGGGGAGCAGCCUUCCCUGUUUACCUUUUUCCCUUGUGCCACCAGAUGUUACCUUCCAGAGCGGACACUGGCAGAUGAUGCAAAGAAAGCCAGAACCUCUGAUCCUCACCCACAUGGGUCUGUGGCUGGGGGGUAGGCUGCCAGAACAGGGACACUAAGAGAUGGGGAAAUGGGGACUGCCCAGCCACCCAGCACCUUCCUACCCCUUAAGCAAGCACAAAGAAGAUGAGGCAGAGAAUUGUCAGCGCUGAAAGUUCCUUUGGUUGCUCACAACUCAGGUAUGCAUGCAUGUGGCAGCCAGGCAGCAGAGCCCCCACUUGACUGCCAGUCCCGUGCACCGGACCUGUGGCCAGUUCAUGGACUCUGGCUGCCUCAGGUGCCACCUCUUUGCAUAGGGUUUUCCUCCAUUAGUAACUACAGCUGAAACAGAUGUCCUCCACAUUGUGCACACUGGUUCUGCCUUUGUCCUUGCGAGUUGAUACUUGGCAUUAGCAUGAAACUUGUGGGAGGGUUUAGAGAGAAUUCUAACACAAAACAUCCUAUUAAAUUGUACUUGAGAAAUGAAAAAACUCCCGUUGUAUUUUGACAGAAUUAUUUUUAUUAAAAUAUACAUCCAUGAGCA